Molecule: messenger RNA, 1350 nt
Organism: Fraxinus pennsylvanica
Lineage: Eukaryota; Viridiplantae; Streptophyta; Magnoliopsida; Lamiales; Oleaceae
Source: the annotation of a GenBank genome assembly
AUGAUUAGAUGGUGGAUAUCAGCUCUGCAAUUGACAGAACUGUUUGUGAGUUCAUUGGUGCAUUUGGUGUAUGGGCUUUACGUAUUUAGUACAGCUGUGGCUGCUGAUUGGUUUUUGAAGCCUAAUUUGGUGAAAAUGGUUGAUUCAAAAAGGUCAAAUAGUGUGGAUGAUUUGCCUCCGAUUGUGUUGGUUCAUGGAAUCUUUGGUUUUGGUAAAGGAAGAUUGGGAAGUUUGUCAUAUUUCGCGGGUGCAGAGAAGAAAGACGACAACGUUCUUGUGCCUGAUUUGGGCUCCUUAACAAGCAUAUAUGACAGGGCCAGAGAUUUGUUCUAUUAUUUGAAAGGAGGGCAGGUUGAUUAUGGAGAAGAACACAGCAAAGCUUGUGGGCACUCCCAAUUUGGGAGGACUUAUCGAAAAGGGAAUUACCCUGAAUGGGAUGAAAAUCAUCCGAUUCACUUUGUCGGGCAUUCAGCCGGUGCACAGGUUGUCCGGGUUUUGCAGCAAAUGCUCGCUGAUAAGGCAUUUAAGGGGUAUGAAAAUACUUCAGAGAAUUGGGUGUUGAGCAUAACUUCAUUAUCUGGAGCAUUCAAUGGAACAACACGAACCUAUUUAGAUGGAAUGCAGCCUGAAGACGGGAUGUCCUUGACUCCCAUCAGUCUGCUGCAGCUGUGUCGGUUAGGAGUAACAAUCUACGACUGGUUCGACAUUCCAUGGCUGAAGGCCUAUUAUAAUUUCGGAUUUGAUCACUUCAACAUGUCUAGGAAAAAAGUUGGCAUUCGGGGUCUUGUCAAUGGUCUCUUGAGGAACAAUGGUCCAUUUGCAACUGGAGAUUGGAUACUUCCGGAUCUUACAAUCACAGGUUCUAUCAGAUUGAACAGUCGUAUUCGUACAUUUCCUAAUACGCAUUACUUCAGCUAUGCCACCAAGCGUACACGAAAAAUCAUGGGUAUUACUGUUCCCUCUGGCAUUUGGGGGAUACACUCGUUGCUUUUCAUCAGAGUCCUGCAAAUGAGCCAAUGGCAACAUCCACCAGAUGUCACUCCACCUUACAAAGGAUACAGGGAUGAAGAUUGGUGGGACAAUGACGGAGCCCUCAACACCAUAUCUAUGACACACCCCCGUUUCCCAGUCGAACAUCCAAGUCGUUAUGUUGUCCAAGAUUCCCAGUGCCAACCUUUGCAACCAGGCAUCUGGUAUUACAAGAUUGUUGAAGGCGAUCACAUUCUUUUCAUUAUAAACCGGGAAAGGGCAGGAGUUCAAUUUGACUUGAUGUACGACAGCAUUUUCGAGCGCUGUAGGAAACAUGCCUUUAGAAAGACUCCAAUAUUACCAAAUCAAGUGGACCAAUAG